Molecule: messenger RNA, 4995 nt
Organism: Durio zibethinus
Lineage: Eukaryota; Viridiplantae; Streptophyta; Magnoliopsida; Malvales; Malvaceae
Source: RefSeq, a predicted model, not a curated record
AUGAGAGCGGUUACAAUUUCCUUGUUUGGAUUUCUUCUUGUCAUCGCAGCCACCAUUAUUAGCUUUUGUGAUGGGAAUUCCAAUGUGCUUUGCAUUGAGAGUGAGAGGCAAGCUCUUUCGAAGUUCAAGCAACACCUAAUUGAUCGAUCAAACAGGCUAUCUUCUUGGGUUGAAGGUGAGGAUUGCUGUGAAUGGGUUGGUGUUUUCUGCAAUAAUUUCACUGGCCAUGUCAAAGCGCUGCAUUUGGGGCAUCAUUCAAGUAGUCCAGGAUGGGAUGGUUACGUUCAUUCAGCUGAAUGGUAUGCUUACUUUCAGUCAAAGCUAAGAGGAAAAAUAAAUCUUUCUUUGAUCGAGUUGAAACAUCUCAGUUUCCUAGACUUAAGCAACAACGACUUUAGAGGCCUGGCAAUUCCUGAAUUCAUUGGUUCGAUGAAGAGUUUGAUAUAUCUUAACCUCUCUUUGGCAAAUUUUGGCAGAGCGAUUCCCCAUAGUCUUGGAAAUCUCUCAAAAUUACGUUAUCUUGAUCUUGGACGCAAUUCCUUUUCUGAAGCUAAAACUCUUCAAUGGGUUUCUGGUCUUUCGCCUCUGCAGUAUCUUGAUUUGAGUGAUGCAAAUCUUACUAAAGCAAUUGAUUGGCUGCAGGCAACACAAAAACUUCCUUCUUUGGUGGAGUUACACUUGUCAGGAUGCACGUUAAAUAAUGAUCCAUCUUCAAUCAGAGUGAUUCCCAAUGGUUUUCAAAACAUGUCUUCUCUCAAAUUUCUUGAUCUUAGUUGGAGUUCAUUCUCUUCAUCAUCGACACUCAACUGGUUGUCUAAUUUAAACCGACUUCAAUUCCUUGGUCUUCGUAGUGUCAACCUGCAAGGUAAUUUUUCAAUUGCCAUUAGAAACUUGAGCUCUCUUACUCAUCUUGAUCUUUCAGAUAACCAGCUUGAAACUAUAGAACCCAAAUGUUUGGAAAGUCUUUGCAAUCUGAGGGAGAUAGAUUUGUCAAAUAAUGUAAUUGAUCAAGAAGUAUCAGAAAUCAUAGCGAGUUUGCCUAGAUGUAGUUUGGAUCGAUUAGAAUCAUUAAAUAUUGCAUCUAACAAACUUUCCGGCUAUUUACCCGAUCAACUUGGCCAAUUUAAAAAUUUGGCAUACCUUUCCCUUUCUAAUAACUCCAUUUCUGGUCCCAUUCCAUUCUCAAUAGGGAAGUUAUCAUCAUUGAAAGUUCUUGAUGUUUCACACAAUCGAUUGAAUGCAACUCUCCCUCAAAGUUUAGGACAACUUGGGAAUUUGGAAGAUUUAGACGUUAGCAAUAAUAUGUUGGAAGGAAAUAUAUCAGAAAUGCGCCAUUCCCACUUGGUUUUGGAACCUUUCAACAUCAUUGAAUAUCUAAACCUUUCCCAUAACCAACUAGUCGGGGAGAUUUCAUAUUUACCAGGUGGUAGGGCUAUUGACUUGAGUUACAACCAAUUCACAGGUCCAUUGCCACGGGCAUCCUCAUACUUGGGUUUUUUAUUUUUGUCUGAGAAUCUAAUUUCAGGAUCCCUUUCUAAUUUUCUUUGUAAUUCCUCAACUAAACUGGAAUAUUUGGGCCUUCUUUACAUUGAAUCAAAUCUUCUGUCAGGUGAAAUUCCAGAUUGUUGGGAAAAUUUGCCAGAGUUGGAUGUCUUAAAUUUAGGGAACAACAAACUAACUGGGAAAAUUCCUAGAUCUUUGGGAUCUAUCGGUGGUAUUUGGUCAUUAAACCUUCGUAACAAUAACCUGUUCGGAGAAGUACCAUCCACAUUGCAGCAUUUAACUUAUUUGUAUAUUCUUGAUCUUAGUGAAAAUCAAUUAACAGGAAGUAUUCCAGCAUGGAUUGGAGAGAAUCUCUCAAACCUCGUGGUUCUAAACCUCCGUUCAAAUAACUUUCAAGACUAUAUUCCUGAUCAAAUUUGUGCUCUUAAUUCUCUUCAGUUCUUGGAUCUUGGUUAUAACAACAUUUCAGGAGCUAUUCCAAAAUGUUUUAGUAACCUAAGUGCCAUCGCCACAAAACCCCUCAAUGGAGACUUGUUUAAAUGGACCUUGGUAUUCAACCCUGACUACUGGUUUUAUUUGGAUGCAUUAUUGGUGAUGAGAGGAAGAGAGGAUGAAUAUAGUACCACACUUGGACUUGUUACCGCCACAGACCUUUCAGUUAACAGUCUCACAGGAGAGAUCCCCAAAGAACUUGGCAAUCUCACGUGGCUGCGGUCAUUAAAUUUGUCAGGGAAUCUCCUUACAGGAAAGAUACCAGAGAACAUUGGCAAUAUGAUGUUGUUGGAAUCUCUUGACUUGUCGAUGAACCGACUCCAUGGUGAAAUCCCUUCAAGUUUCUUCAAUUUGAAUUUUUUGAAUCACUUCAACGUGUCAUGUAACAGCUUGACAGGAAAAAUCCCAUCAGGCACCCAGCUCCAAAGCUUUGACAGGUUUUCUUACAUUGGCAAUCAUCUUUGCGGACCUCCAAUCACUAAAAAUUGCAGCAGAAAUGGCGAAACACCUGAUGUUAUAAAUGGAGGUAGCAGUAAAGGAAGGCACAGGUUUGAGGUGAAUUGGCUUUACGUGAGCAUGGUGGUUGGAUAUGUGAUGGGGUUUUGGGGAGUAGUGGCUCCCCUGAUUUUCAUCAGGUCUUGGAGGUUUGCUUAUUAUAAAAAACUGGAGCAUAUUUGUGAUAAGCUAUACGUGUUUUGGGCUACUAUUGAAUCAUUAAAUGUUGCAUCUAACCAACUUUCUGGCUGUUUACCUGAUCAACUUGGCCAAUUUAUAAAUUUGGCAUACCUUUCCCUUUCUGGAAACUCUAUUUCUGGUCCCAUUCCAUUCUCAAUCGGGAAUUUGUCAUCAUUGAAACUUCUUGAUGUUGCAUACAAUCGAUUGAAUGCAACUCUCCCUCAAAGUUUAGGACAACUUGGGAAUUUGGAACAUUUAGACGUUAGCAAUAAUAUGUUGGAAGGAAAUAUAUCAGAAAUGCACUUUUCUAAUCUCAAGAGAUUGAGAUUAUUUUGGGCAUCUAACAACAUGUUAACGUUUAAACCAAAUCCAAGUUGGAUUCCUCCUUUUCAUUGUGAAAGUAUUAAACUGCGUAACUGGCAUAUUGGUCCGCAAUUUCCUCAGUGGCUACAAUUCCAAAAGAAUUUGUCUGUUUUAGAUAUCUCACAUGCUGAAAUUUCAGGUGUCAUUCCCACUUGGUUUUGGAACCUUUCGACUCAAUUUGAUUAUAUAAACCUUUCCUAUAACCAUCUAGUUGGGGAGAUUUCAUAUUUACCGAAGAGUAGGACGGUUGACUUGAUGUCCAACCUCCUCACUGGUCCAUUGCCACGAGCAAAUUCAAAUUUGGAGAUUUUAUUUUUGUCUAAGAAUCUAUUUUCAGGAUCCCUUUCUAAUUUUCUUUGCAAUUCCUCAAGUAAACUGGAAGCUUUGGACCUUCUUGACAUUGAAUCAAAUCUUCUGUCAGGUGAAAUUCCAGAUUGUUGGGAAAAUCAGCCAAUGUUGGGAGUCUUAAAUUUAGGAAACAACAAUCUAACUGGCAAAAUUCCUAGAUCCUUGGGAUCUUUGCGGAAUAUUAUGUCAUUAAAACUUCGUACCAAUAACCUGUUUGGAGAAGUACCAUCCACAUUGCAACAUUUAGCUUAUAUGGUUAUUCUUGAUCUUAGUGAAAAUCAAUUGACGGGAAGUAUUCCAGCUUGGAAUGGAGACAAGCUUUUAAACCUUGUGGUUCUAAACCUUCGUUCAAAUAAAUUCCAAGCCCAUAUUCCUGAUCAAAUUUGUUCUCUUAAUUCUCUUCAUUUCUUGGAUCUUGGUUAUAACAACAUUUCAGGAGCCAUUCCAAAAUGUUUUAGUAACCUAAAACCCUUGGACCGAGACGGUUUUGCCUGGGGUUUGUUAAUUGACUCUUACAACUUGUAUUAUUUUGGUGCAUUAUUGGUGAGGAAAGGAAGAGAGGAUGAAUACAGUACCAUACUAGGUCUUGUUACCGGCAUAGACCUAUCAGUAAACAGUCUCACAGGAGAGAUCCCCAAAGAACUUGGCAAUCUCACGUGGCUGCAGUCAUUAAAUUUGUCAGGGAAUCUCCUUACAGGAAAGAUACCAGAGAACAUUGGCAAUAUGAAGUUGUUGGAAUCUCUUGACUUGUCGAUGAACCGAUUGCAUGGUGAAAUCCCUUCAAGUUUCUCCAAUUUGAAUUUCUUGAAUCACUUGAACUUGUCCUACAACAACUUGACAGGACAAAUUCCAUCAGGCACCCAGCUCCAAAGCUUUGACAGGUUUUCUUACAUUGGCAAUCAUCUUUGCGGACCUCCAAUCACUAAAAAUUGCAGCGGUGGAACACCUGGAAUUACAAAUGGAGAUAGCAGUGAAGGAAGGCACAGGUCUAAGGUGAAUUGGCUUUAUGUGAGCAUAGUGGUUGGAUUUGUGAUGGGGUUUUGGGGAGUAGUGGCUCCCCUGUUUUUCAUCAGGUCUUGGAGGUAUGCUUACUAUAAAAAGCUAGAGCAUAUUGGUGAUAAGCUAUACGUGUUUUGGGCUACUAUUGCUAAAACUCUUCCAUGGGUUUCUGGUCUUUCGUCUCUGCAGUUUCUUGAUUUGAGUGAUGCAAAUCUUACUAAAGCAAUUAAUUGGCUGCAGGCAACACACAAACUUCCUUCUUUGGUGGAGUUACACUUGUCAGAAUGCUCUCUAAACAAUAAUCCAUCUCCAAUCAGUGUUAAUUACAAAUCUCUUACUGUUCUUGAUCUUUCCGGAAACACGUUGUCUUCGGUACCUACAUGGAUAUUCAGUCUUCGUAGUCUUGAGUCCAUUGAUCUAAAAUCUAAUGGAGUUGAAGAUGUGAUUCCCAAUGGUUUUCAAAACAUGUCUUCUCUCGAAUUUCUUGAUCUCAGUUGGAAUUCAUCCUCUUCAUCAUCGACACUCAGCUGGUUGUCUAAUUUAAACCAACUUCAGUUCCUUGGUCUUCGUGACGUCGGCCUGCAAGGAUUUUUCCAAGUGCCAUUGGAAACUUGA